GUAGAACAUCUUGCAACCAGAGAUUUUGUAACCCAAGUCACCAAUAAGCAUUGUCAAGAUAUGAGAAUAUCUAUUGAUUUCAAAAAAGCAAGUAAAUCAGAAGAAGAAGAAGCAGUAACUGAAAAGGAAUUAGGUAUCAAUUCUCUUAAAAAUUCCUCUCAAGGAUUUCACAGUAGUUUAUAUAAUUUAGAUGAUGAGUACCUUAACAAUAAAGAUGUUCAAGAUGAUGAAUACCUUAAAAAUAAUGAUAUUCAAAAUGAUGAGUACCUUAACAAUAACGAUAUUCAAUACUUUAAUAAUAAUGAUAUUCAAAAUAAUGAGAGAGAUAAUAACAGCAAUAAUGAUAGUAUUGACGAUAAAGAAGAUAACAGUGGUAAUUUAAACGAGAAAAAAUAUUUAGAUAAAAACAAGAUAAUCGUUUAUGAUAUUCUUGAUUAUAAUAUAUCAGCAACUCAGACUGAAUAA
Messenger RNA from Scutellospora calospora, 465 nucleotides. The record is from the annotation of a GenBank genome assembly. Lineage: Eukaryota; Fungi; Glomeromycota; Glomeromycetes; Diversisporales; Gigasporaceae.